AUGUACUGGUCUAUCAUUGAAGGGUUUCGAGAUCUUCGGUAUCAUAUCAAUUAUGCCAAAAUAGACUAUAUUCAACGUUAUUACAGUACCAGCCACAACCCGAGAGUAAUACAAGCCAGGAUUGGUAACGAGCAGCUAUUGUCGCUUAGAACUUACCCUCAGGAUGAAUAUUUGGUCAAGCCGGGUCAAUUUUUGGUUCUUGAGAAGAGGUGUAAAAUGGAAGAUCUAAGGAAUGAACUAAUGAAAUUUCAAAGUGCUGGACCAGAGAGUAGCUCAAAAUUGCCGCCUUUCAACAACGACGACUUUUUGAACUUUUCGAGAUUAAGUUCAUUCCAGGAAGGCGAAGAAGAACAAGAGGACCAAGAAAAUCAAGAGGAAGAACUAAUAUCUAUACAAGAGAAAGAAACAGAUAAUAUUGAAAUUGGAAACAUAAUAGAUAGUGAUCAAGAGGUUCGAGUUGAAGUCCAUCUGAGCGCUGAGGACAAAGAAGAGCUACCCAAAAAAAGUUUGAAGCAGAGAUUGAAAAGUUUUAAAACUUGCUAUCUGGGUAUGCACCUGCUGCUGCUCUUACAGCUGGGCCAAAUGUUAAUUCCAUCACCGAUCCUUGAAACAUUAAGUGGUGCUCAACUAGUUGCAAAGGAAAAAGAACAAGAAGAUGCAGGGAAGAUCGAGGAAGAUGCGAGAGAAGAUCAAUGCAAAAAUCGUCGAGAGAGUGAAAUUCCCCCAAGUUCCGUAUGUUCGAAGCAAAGUAAUGGCAGUGAAGUUUGGAAGAAUGUUCUCAAUGACAUAUCAUUGAGUGCAGCUAGAGUGUCAAUUGGCUAUCCGCCCAAGCUGAAACAACAUUUCAAAAAUUUGAGUAGCGAUUUUAUUGAUGCAGAGAUGAUAUACUUACAAGAAAAUGACAAAAAUAUUCUUUAUAGUCCUAACAGGGCAGUCAGUGAAGGCUAUACUGACAUGUUAAGGAAUAAGAAUACAAAAGAGAGAGAGAUUGAAUCAGUAGGAAAUUAUUAUGACGAUUUACUAAGUGUAUACGAACUAACUAGAAAAGAUUGA
Molecule: messenger RNA, 1053 nt
Organism: Dujonia railenensis
Lineage: Eukaryota; Fungi; Ascomycota; Pichiomycetes; Serinales; Debaryomycetaceae
Source: the annotation of a GenBank genome assembly